This is a messenger RNA of Stylophora pistillata, 893 nucleotides long. Its product is annotated as acyl-CoA wax alcohol acyltransferase 1-like. Gene Ontology annotation, biological process: triglyceride biosynthetic process. Lineage: Eukaryota; Metazoa; Cnidaria; Anthozoa; Scleractinia; Pocilloporidae. Gene Ontology annotation, cellular component: endoplasmic reticulum membrane. Gene Ontology annotation, molecular function: diacylglycerol O-acyltransferase activity. The record is from RefSeq and is a predicted model, not a curated record.
GGGAGAAGUAACAAGAAUUCAGACACUCCGCCAAUCCUUAUUCCCUCAACAGCUAAGUUCCAGUGUUCCAGAAUUUUUGAUUAUCGACAAUAUCGACAUUUACUUCAUGUUUCUCACUCGAUCGAUUGGGUAAACAUCACUCUACACAAACUUAAACUGCUCUUUUUUGUGUGAUACACGAAAAAUGUCUUCCAAUUUCGACUACAUUCUGCAAACUUUAAGCAUCGUUCUGCUGUACUACGUAGGAUUCUUAGCAAGUACACACAUUCUGGGUAUCUUUAUGCUGUAUCAACUGUUCUUUUAUACACCCUUAUGGCCGUUUGUACUUCUCUAUUUAUCGUGGACGUAUCUUGUUGAGUGGAAAACUCCUGAACGUGGUGGAAGAGACCUACUGAUAAACUUUGCAAGAAGGCUCUCUGUUUUCCAGUACAUGAGGGAUUACUAUCCUAUUACCCUCGUCAAAACUAGCGACCUCGAUUCAAAGAAGAACUACAUAUUUGGAUAUCAUCCCCAUGGGGCUCUUACCGAAGGAGCAUCAAUAGGAUUGAAUACAGAAGCAUGUGGAUUUAGUGAAAAAUUCCCUGGAAUCAUUCCGCAUCUUUCCGUGCAUUCAGGUAUCCUCAAAGCCUGGUUAUACCUUGAUAUCGUGAUGGCCCUUGGCGUGAUUGAUGUAUCACGUCACAGCUUGGAAUACAAUCUGACACAGAAGGGGGCAGGACACUCGGUUGUCAUCAUUGUUGGGGGACAAGCAGAGAUACGAGAAAUGGGCUUUGACAGCUACGUGCUGAUAAUGAAAUGGCGGAAAGGAUUCAUUAAACUCGCAUUGCAAAUUGGGUUCGUAUGAGUCUCCGAAUUUCUGCUUAGCUAAAAGAUUAGCUAAGAUCGGUUUAUUU